AUAUAUAUAUGCACACACACAUAUACUAUACAUGUGUGAAAAAGUAAAAAUAUUCACGGCUUCUCCCCCUUCUUAUUGUUGAGAAAUUAUAUAUCCUUUCCUUUUUUGUCUUCCUUUUUCUAAGUAAUUAAACAAAUGGUACCACCACUUUUAGUUGUUCUCAUUUUGAGUUCUCAUAUUAUUGGGAAUUCACAAGCCCAACUCAGAGUAGGUUUCUAUUCCGAGACAUGUCCAGAUGCCGAGUCCAUUGUCGGUGGUGUUGUUCGGCAAGCCACUCUCUCAGACUCCAACAUUCCUGCUGUCUUGCUUAGGCUCCACUUUCAUGACUGCUUUGUUCAGGGAUGUGAUGGGUCAAUACUGAUAGACAACGGGCCUGAUGCUGAGAGACAUGCAUUUGGUCACCAAGGAGUGAGUGGUUUUGAAGUGAUCGAGAGAGCCAAGUCGCAACUGGAAGGUGUGUGUCCAGGUGUUGUUUCUUGCGCAGACAUCGUGGCCUUGGCUGCUAGAGAUGCCAUUUCCUUGACAAAUGGGCCAGGGUAUGAUGUACCGACAGGGAGAAGAGACGGUGUGGUUUCGAAUAUAUCGAUGGCCGAAGACAUGCCAGAUAUAAGUGACUCAGUUCAGCAACUCAAAGCCAAGUUUUUGCAGAAGGGACUCUCUGACAAAGACCUCGUGCUUCUCACUGCUUCACAUACGAUUGGUACAACAGCAUGUUUCUUCAUGACAAAAAGGCUGUACAACUUCUUUCCCGACGGGGGUUCUGAUCCGGCUAUAAACCCUAAUUUCCUACCGGAGCUGAAAUCAAACUGCCCACAAAACGGGGACAUCAAUGUACGAUUACCGAUAGACCGGGGCAGCGGACAGACAUUCGACAACCAAAUUUUGAGCAACGUUAGGGAUGGGUUUGCUGUGCUACAAUCUGAUGCAAUUCUCUAUGAAGAUGAGGCAACCAAGAGUGUGGUAGACUCUUACUUUGGUAUGCUAAGCCCAAUACUUGGACCAACAUUUGAGGUGGAUUAUGUUGAUUCAAUAGUGAGAAUGGGUCACAUUGGGGUUAAGACUGGCUUGCAAGGGCAGAUUAGGCGUGUUUGUGGAAUGUUUAAUUGAAUUGUAUAAUGGAUUUGGUGUGUAUCCUGGUUCAAUUGUAUGCUUCACUUAAACAACUUUGAAAUGUUAAUAUGUUUAUAUGACUAGUUUUUUUUUUUUGAA
Cornus florida is the source of this 1209-nucleotide messenger RNA. Its product is annotated as peroxidase 43. Gene Ontology annotation, molecular function: peroxidase activity; heme binding. NCBI's taxonomy places the organism in Eukaryota, Viridiplantae, Streptophyta, Magnoliopsida, Cornales, Cornaceae. The record is from RefSeq and is a predicted model, not a curated record. The transcript is spliced from 4 exons. Gene Ontology annotation, cellular component: plasmodesma; plant-type cell wall. The coding region runs from base 136 to 1107 and encodes 323 amino acids. Gene Ontology annotation, biological process: response to oxidative stress; hydrogen peroxide catabolic process.